This is a messenger RNA of Drosophila willistoni, 3079 nucleotides long. It is a transcript of the gene Myb, whose product is annotated as myb protein. NCBI's taxonomy places the organism in Eukaryota, Metazoa, Arthropoda, Insecta, Diptera, Drosophilidae. The transcript has 2 exons. Gene Ontology annotation, biological process: regulation of DNA-templated transcription. The record is from RefSeq and is a predicted model, not a curated record. Gene Ontology annotation, cellular component: nucleus. Gene Ontology annotation, molecular function: DNA-binding transcription factor activity, RNA polymerase II-specific; RNA polymerase II cis-regulatory region sequence-specific DNA binding. The coding region runs from base 152 to 1978 and encodes 608 amino acids.
AUUCCAUGACUACAAUCAACACUCGGACGAAUCAGAGGAGUCAGAGUAUUCCGAUAAUGAAGCUGCAGCUGGAAUCAGUGGUGAAGAUGGUGCCGAAUUCGAUUCGGAAGGUGUUGUCACCUUGAACUUUAAUGUGAGUGAUGUUACUGGAAUGCCAGAAGCUAGAAUUAAACACCUAAAGGAAGAAUCCGAUGACCAAAAAGAUCAGCGCCUGUCUUCUUCUGGGCAGUCUCAAUCCUUGUCUCAAAAAAAUGGUCAUCCGAACUAUGGAUUUGGCAAACGUUGGUCCAAAUCGGAAGAUGUUCUACUUAAAACCCUGGUGGACAAACAUGGCGAGCGAUGGGACAUCAUUGGGCCUUAUUUUAAGGAUAGGCUUGAACAACAAGUGCAUCAGCGUUGGGCGAAAGUGCUCAAUCCGGAGCUCAUCAAGGGACCGUGGACGCGCGACGAGGACGAAAAGGUUAUUGAGCUUGUACGUCGAUUUGGCCCCAAGAAAUGGACUCUGAUUGCUCGCUACCUGAAUGGUCGGAUUGGUAAGCAGUGUAGAGAACGAUGGCACAACCAUCUCAAUCCCAACAUCAAGAAGACUGCCUGGACGGAAGAGGAAGAUAAAACCAUCUACCAUGCCCACAUCCAACUGGGCAAUCAGUGGGCCAAAAUAGCAAAACUGCUACCCGGACGUACGGAUAAUGCAAUUAAAAAUCACUGGAACUCGACAAUGAGACGUAAAUAUGAUGCAGAACGUAAAUCCCAUGCAGGUGUAGGCGGAGCAACUGGCGGGGAUCUCAAAAGUUCGCGAACCCAUCUUAUCACAUUGAUCAAGUCCGGUGGCAUUAGCAAGGCGCAGUCUAAGGCUGGAAAACUAAUGGAUAUGCCCAUGGCCGAUUUGCCAGGGGGCAAAGCAUCUCUAACCGGCCUUAAUAAGCCAUCACUGCCACUAUCUGGAGAUGCUAGUCAUACCUCGGAGAUGGAGGCAGACAUCAAGAAUAUUGAGCCUAUUGUAGGUCCUAUAAUGCUCCCGACGCGACAAAAACCAAAUAUAUUGAAGCGAACGCGCCAAAAGGCGCCACAGCACAUUCCACAAGUCGAUGCACCAUCAACCAAGGCGCCAAAGUCACCUGUCAUUACGCCCAUCAAGGCGCUGCCUUUCUCGCCAAGUCAAUUCCUGGUCAAGUCGCCUUGCCUAACGACAUUCGAGGACAUGAAUUUGCGCGCUAGUACCCCAGUGGCCAAGACCUACAAUCGUAUUGGAAUGGAAAUCAAAAAGGAGUUGGAAACUUCAUCAAUUGAAACGCCACACAAAAGUGUGAUUGGCCCACGCACUCCGACACCUUUCAAAAAGGCCCUGGCUGAUAUUGGAAGGAAGCGGGAUGGUCGUCGUUACGAACCAUCUAGCCCAUCGAGCCUGGUCGAGGACUUGAACGAGAUUAUCAACGAAGAGCAAUUGAAUGAUUCAGAGGCGGCGCAGACGAGCGCCACUAGCCUCCUGAACAUUGAACGUAAUGGCUCCAAGGGUGUCAAUGGGGCUAGAGCCACAGCCACAUCAGUUGCGGCUCCAUCUCCGCCACCGAAACGGGCCCGCAAAUCUCUGCUUACCAGCUGGAGCACUAACUAUACCAAUUACGAAUGUGGCAAAAAGGUGCAACCCUUUGAAACGGAGACGCCCAGCAAGUUCCUCGCAUCGUCUGGCAAUGCAUUGCUGAAAGAUGACACGCUGUGCAGCGAACAGGAUCUUUUGUUCGACGAGGGACGUAAGGAGAAUAGUGUCCCAUAUUCUCGCGGGACAAACGGUAGAUAUUCAUCGUCCACAUCGUCGGCUUUUGGUCGUGGGGCAUACGACCAUGUCAUUGAUCCGAAAUGGGCUCGUGUUGCCUGUGGUAAAACCAAAGACCAGUUGUUCAUGGAGAAGCAAGCCUAUGCCUGUUUAAAGAAUCUCUCCUUGAUGCCCAGAUCCCUUAACUUUGAGAAACAAAAGUGAAUCGGCGACACAUUUGAGUCGAUAAUAAUAGAAAAGAGCAAGUUAGAGAAUAUUUUAUGGGCUAACCCAAAUUGCUUAUAGCCACACAUCGAACAGGAUUAGGAGGAUUUUAGUUUGUGAAUCGGUUCAUAAUUUGAGAUAGGCCAUAUGGACUUUUUAGCUAGGCUCUUUUUUGCGCAUUUUUAUCAGAGUUAUAGAAUCACAUACAUAUAUUGUUAUUGUUAGGAAUAUAUAUACUUGCAUACACAUGCAUAUUUAUACAUACAUAUAUAGGAUAUAUAGGAACAUCCGAUACCAAUAAUUUUUCAUGGAAUUUAUAUUAAGAUUACAGAAUCGGGCAUAAACAUGUUUUUACACACAGAUAUAUAGAUACAUAUAUAUAUUUUUGUACUAACCUAGUUCGAGUGAAUAUAACGAAAUUAGUUUGCCAGUGUGUAUUUUUCUUAUUUUUGUUUUUUUUUUUACCCAUAAAUUUAAUAAAACAUUUUAAACAUUAUCGACCCCCUAUUGAGAGUUAUAAUCAUCUUUUUGCCCAGCCAUACUAUCCGAUCAUAUCCGACCAAUCAUCCAAAAGGAACAAACUCAUCUAUAGUUAUGGGAAUUGAUUAAUUUACAUAUUUAUUUAUUUCAACAUUUCCUCUGAAUUGUAUUUGUAAAUAUAAGCCGAUAUCUUUAUAUUUUCCUCUUUUGUACGUCCCGCAUUACUACUAAAAAAAAAAACAAUUUGCUAAUCGAUUCGCUUAAUGUUAAUGGGAUCGAUUGACUAGUAAAGUGGCUGGUCCAAUUUAUUGUAUCGACUUUGCUGUUGAAAAAAACAAAAAAAAAAACACCCUUUAUGGGGUCGAAAAUGUUUUACAUCUAAACGCUCUUUUGGCUAAUUGGUUAAUUUCAUUAUAUAUAUGAAUAAAUUAUAUUUAUAUUUCUUCUGUAUAUACAUACAAAAAUAUUAUAUUAUUUCCCCCACCCCGCAUUAAGCUCUGUACAUACAGAUAAUAAACAGAUUUAAGAGUUAUAAUAUAUAUAAACCAUAUUAAGCCUACAUUUGGCAGUUUACGGGCAUAAUUGGAACAUUAAAUUUUGUCAUAACCAUUCCAGCAUUAA